Molecule: messenger RNA, 916 nt
Organism: Diaporthe batatas
Lineage: Eukaryota; Fungi; Ascomycota; Sordariomycetes; Diaporthales; Diaporthaceae
Exons: 1
Coding region: 486-851 (121 amino acids)
Source: RefSeq, a predicted model, not a curated record
GCCAGUUGUAUGUGGAUCGAGAAUCAAGCAUUACAUGUUGUUCUACAAAGACUAGUGGUAGUUUCUUCUUCGCGUUUGCCCCAUCGCCCUGGCCUCUAUCCCUUCCGACUCCGCUGUUCGCCUCUACAUCCGGGACGGUUCUCCAUUUCCCUUCACAGUACCAGAUCCCUCCUUCCACACCUUGUCUCGUUGUGGCUGGCUCUCUGUCUUUCUUGUGCGUGUAUGUGUAUAGUGUGAGUGCGUGUAUAGUGUGUGUGUGUGUGUGCGUGUGUGUGUGCGUGUGCGUGUGCCUGUGUGUGUGUGUUUGUAGUGUGUGUGCGUGCUCGCGUGCGCACGAGUUUGCCCUCACGCGUCUGCAGGCCCCCUCGGCGUCCUCUUCCGCCUUGUGUCCAGCCUUUGGGCUCGAGAUAUCAGCAGAAAACUUCGCGUCUCCUGGGGGCGGAUCGAGGACUGAACUCACAAGUUCUCGACAGAACGCGAUCUAGAUGUCGUCGCGAGACUGGAGAGUUGACUGUCCCAGCACUGGGUAUUCCGCCCGAGGCGCCAGGUUCACUGAAGAGAUGGUCAGUUUGCUGUUUAAUCAGAGAGGAGUUUACGAGAAGAGCAGAUUUUCAAAACUUACACGGCAGAAUACAUCCGGGUGGAAGGAACAGACUUGCGAGGUUGAGGCGGUCGAGCGAGGAGGACGCGAAGUGGAGGGUGGAAGAGGGAUAUCGGCAUGUGGUAUUCGCGUCGCCGCGUGGUGUUGUCGUCAACUUGCUUGGUUUCACUCUGAAGAGCUACUCGGCCGGAUCGCCACGUCGAGGCGCAAGUUGUUGAUCCGGUCCCACACCACCCAACCCCGGGUCUGAGCCUACAAGUGCACUUCUCCCUACCCGGACAAGAGAAGGCACCUGUCCUAGUCAGCAUGCGUGAG